UUGGCUGAAUAAAUAUCAUUCCAUAUUUUUCCCCAUUAUCUAUUUUUUUAAUUUUUUCCGCUUCUUUUUUAAUUUAUUUAGUAAUUUUAUUCUGUCUGUGUUUUUUUCAUUUUAUUUCAAUUUAUUUCGGUGUUUCUUAUUUUUUUUCGUUUUUGUUUUUUAAUUAAUUUCAUUCACUCUACAUGUUUCUUUAACGUUUUUCAAUUUUAUUUCAUUGUAUUUUUUCAGUGUAGCUUACACGUUUAUUGAAUAUCUUAUCUUGCUCAAUGCAUUUUCUCAAAAUUUUUUCGCAAUCGUUUUUUAUAAAAAAAAAUACAGUCUUAUUAUGAUUUAAAUGCAGAGAUCAGAAUUACUUGAAUAUUCAGUAAAGCUGCAGGUUUCAGCGACUUUGGAGCUGCAUCGCAUUUUCCUUGUUAUUCUUGAAUUCGGUGGUUGUGCACUCAGAUAUUACAAAUACACACAUACAUAUAUAUAUAUGUGUUUAAGUAAAUAUACGGUAAAUAUAAACGACCAAUAAAAACAAGAGAUCAGAAAAAAGUAUCGAAACAGAAUGUGGAAAAAGCUAUAUGCAGUGAACCAAACCGGUCGAAGAACUGCUAGGCUGGCAGAGCUGAGCUGUGCCGGGUUUCAAGCACAACGGCUGAUCAGCGGCUAUACGACAGCGACCGAACAACAACUCAACUCGCUCAUCCACCGCAAUGCUCCGGAGCGUACAGACCCCGAAUGGCUGAAUGCAAAGGAAUAUAAAUCAAUACCUGGGCCGUCGAAAAUUGGGUUUUUCCUUAGCUUUCUACCGGGAGGCGAACUCCAUAAUUUAAAUUAUGUCGAUAUGAAUAAAAAACUACGCAAUAAAUAUGGUGACCUUUUCCUCCUGAAGGGUAUGUUUGGUCGGCAUGACACCGUUUUCACUUAUAAUGCUGAAGAUUUCGAGAUGGUUUAUCGCAUCGAAGGCAUUUGGCCGAUACGUGAGGCAUUAAUGAGCUUCGAUUAUUAUCGUAAAGUCAAGCGACCAGAUUUCUUUAAGGGCUGCAGCGGACUUGUAACAGAACAUGGCAGCAGUUGGGGGGAUAUGCGUAAUAAAAUUAAUCCGGUUCUGAUGAAAUCGGCAAGCAUACGAAGUGCCCUGCCAGAACUGGACAGAAUCACUAUGGAAUUCGUAGAUAAGUUUGAAACGUGCCGAGAUCCCAUCACUGGUCUACUGAAAAUGGACUUAGAGUAUGAACUAAAAAUGUGGGCCUUUGAGUCGGUCUCCUACGUUGCAUUAAACAAACGUCUAAAUUUGAUUAAUGGAAAUGCUAGCAAAGAUGCGAUAACUUUAUCCCAGAUGAUGACUCGUUUUCUCAAUCUAAGUGUUAAAUACGAUAUGACACCAUCACUGUGGAAGUAUUUUGAAACUCCCGGUUUCAAGAAAUUAAUGGACGCUUAUAACAACAUUACCGAGAUCACCUCGAAAUAUGUUGACGAAGCCAUAUGUCGCAUCGAAGCGGAAGGUGAAACGGAGCCGAAGAGCGUAGUGGCGAAAUUGCUGGGUAUCGAUAAAUAUUAUGCCGUAGUGAUGGCCAUAGAUAUGUUAACCUCCGGCAUGGAUACGACCGCAUCCACCUUCUUGACAGUACUAUAUCACAUUGCACGAAAUCCCGACAAACAGGCGGCACUACGACGUGAACUCAUGGACGUAAUGCCCGAUCCAAAAACUCCGCUGACUCCUGAGAACACCAGGAAUUUGCCAUACUUACGGGCGUGCAUAAAAGAAGGGCAACGCAUUACGCCCAUCGCUCCAGGCAAUCUGCGCACUGUACCAAAAGAUGUUGUGCUUUCAGGUUAUCGCAUUCCCUGCGGCACCUCCAUUCACAUGGGAAAUAUGGCUCUAUGCAAUAGCGAAAAAUAUUAUCCCCGAUUUAAGGAAUUCAUACCGGAACGUUGGCUAAAAUCGGGUGAAAAUGUUUGUCCUGAAUUGCGCAGCAGUAAUCCAUUUAUUUACGCACCUUUCGGUUUUGGGCCGCGUACGUGUGUGGGCAAGCGCGUUGCGGAAAUGGAAAUGGAAACGUGCUUGGCGCGUCUACUGCGGAUAUAUAAAGUGUCAUGGGCAUCGCCGGAGGAUAUGCAGUAUAUAAGUAAUUUAAUAAUGACACCAAAACCACCUUUGAAAUUCAGAUUUAUGCCACUUGAAGAGGCGGAUUGUGCAAUUGGUAGUUUAUCCUUAUAAUAAGCAAUGGUUUCUUGUUUUUAUUCAACCCAUAAGUGAUAAAGUAAUAAAAUAAUUAACAAUUU
This is a messenger RNA of Anastrepha ludens (Mexican fruit fly), 2271 nucleotides long. RefSeq names its product cytochrome P450 12b1, mitochondrial-like. The transcript has 6 exons. Lineage: Eukaryota; Metazoa; Arthropoda; Insecta; Diptera; Tephritidae. Gene Ontology annotation, molecular function: iron ion binding; monooxygenase activity; heme binding. The coding region runs from base 551 to 2206 and encodes 551 amino acids. The record is from RefSeq and is a predicted model, not a curated record.